Messenger RNA from Engraulis encrasicolus (European anchovy), 3564 nucleotides. Its product is annotated as mitochondrial fission factor homolog A-like. Lineage: Eukaryota; Metazoa; Chordata; Actinopteri; Clupeiformes; Engraulidae. The coding region runs from base 365 to 1225 and encodes 286 amino acids. The record is from RefSeq and is a predicted model, not a curated record. The transcript is spliced from 7 exons. Gene Ontology annotation, cellular component: peroxisome; mitochondrial outer membrane. Gene Ontology annotation, biological process: positive regulation of mitochondrial fission.
ACUGCAGUGUUCAUGUCGAACAUAGGUGUUAAGGGGAAUGAUUUAGGAUGAUUGGUAAUUCUCAAUCCUGCCGAAUUUACUGUUUAUUGACAGUUAUCAAACAGCCAUGUCAGAUCCCUCAGUAAGUUGAUACUAUGCGAUAAUUCCAGCUAAAUGAACCAUUACCGCGCGUGACGACGACCCAGCUCGUGUGUUUUGAUGACUUCUUGCUAGCAGGUCACGUUAGCUUGAUUCACCUACAUGAGGCAGAAUGAAACCUAGCAGUGUUUCAUUUUGGUUAAAUACAUUCACGUCUCUGGUUUAGCUGCAGAUCAAUUCAAGAUACAUUGUUGCAAUACGCAAGAAGGACGCAGAUAAGUCAGAAAUGGCUGACACAACAGCAUACUCUCCUGGAGAUGACAUGGUGGAGAUGAGUCGCAUCCACAUGGAGCUGGAGUACACAGAAGGCAUCAGCCAGCGAAUGCGCAUCCCAGACCGCCUCAGCGUGGCUCCGGGUGUAGCAGUGGACCACCCAGCCCAGCUCCGGGAGCUUCCUCUGACCACAGCCAUGAUGCAAGUUCCUGACCGGAUAGUCGUGGCAGGUGAGAGUGGCGACCCCGGCAUGUACAGCCGGCCCAGAGACCUGGACCUGAUCCAGUCCACCCCCGAGGAGUCUGUGGUUCUGAUGGCACUGCCGCAGGUCCUCACCCUCAACGAGCAGCCACUGGACUUCCUGGAGCCAGAGCCUUCGCCGUCCAGCGCCACGCCGCAACCCGAGGAGCCGCCGACUCCCAGGAGGUCCCAUCGAGGUCGCUGUGCGAGCGAGAACUCGGUUGUCCGUCAUCGUGGGCCUCCAAGCAAACAAGUAGCCCUGUGUCCCGCUCCUCCUGUGCGUGCAUGUCCCCCUCUCGUGACUCCAGAGGAUGCCCAAAAUCUCUACAGCGCCACUGGCAUUCUGACCUACAUCCAGUGCACCACCCGCCGUGCCUAUCAGCAGGUCCUCGAAGCCCUGAAUGACCCCCAACAAAGGGUUUGUCACCCAGCUUACGAUCUAAGCUUGGAAACCACCCCUGAGGACUGCUCCCUGGUUGACGCUGCCUCUCUAAGACGACAGAUAGUGAAGCUGAACAGGCGUCUUCACCUGCUGGAACAGGAAAACAAGGAGAGGGCGAGGAGGGAAAUGAUAAUGUAUUCCGUUGCCGUGGCUUUCUGGCUUGUCAACACAUGGGUGUGGUUCCGUCGUUAGUCAUCUAAAGCUCCAUCUACUAUACAUUCUCAGUUCUUGUCAUGGCUCAUACUCGACCAGAAAUCCUAAAAUGUAGUUAUUCAUCGAUGUGCUUCAUGUGUAAAAUUAAACUCAACAGAAAAGCUAUUCUUGUUGUCCAAGUAAGACCUAAGAUGGGAAUUUGUUAAUAUUGCUACUAUAUUGGUAGAAUGAUUUACACUAAGCUAAGGAAGGUCUGAACAACUGCACAAUGCUGUAUUUUGUUUUGUUUAGCAUUUUGUAUCUUCAAGGCAAAUAUCUGUGCCACACAUGUACCAAACUCCAUGGAAAGUACAUACGGCGGGAGGAAAAAAAGUAAAUACACCCGUUGAAAUACCUUACAUAAUGUAUGUAUCUGGUAAGAAUAGCUUCCUUGAGGUCAUGCCAUAGCAACUCAAAUUGACUUUGAUAGGUGAUAUCAGAACAUGUGACAGAAUAUAUAUUCGAUUUAGUGUGUUUAUAUGCGGUUCAGUAUCCUGAAUAUAAGGCUUAUCCUGGAUAUGAUCAAAUUCGGGAUAAGGUGUUUAUAUGAGUACAGUGUGUUAUAUCACGGUCUACAUUCUCGGCCGUUAUAGAGUUCUCCUCAAAUGCAUGCCGCCUGGAUACCAGCAACAGCGUUCUAUGGGAAGCCUCGUACCGGGAAACCGGGAUUAAGCUUUUCUAUGGGUCAAUAACUGUUUCUUUUGGAAUACCCCACCUAGCAUAUCUCAAUUUCUCAAAAUCCCAAAUAUGGGCUUACUUGGGAUACUGACGUCAUUAAAAGGUGUUUAUAUGUUCAGACACAAAUUUGAAAGACUUCCCGAUCAUAUUCGGCAUACUGAACUGCAUGUAAUAAACGCAUGAAUUGUUCUGAAACCACUCUAAAGUCAAUUUGCUUCUAUGCUUGGGUUAUUGUCCAGUUACUGCACUCAUCCUCUUUCACGCUUCAAUUGUGUGACUAUCUCAGGUUUUUGUUAUGUAAAAUGUCUCAAUAAACUUGAACGUUCCAUUGAUGGUGGUAAGCUGUCCAGGCCCUGAGGAUUUGGUGAUAGUGUGCUAUUCCAUUUCUCCACACAUACUGUUGUGUGUGAUGUUGUGUUUUUGCGUGGUGACCACUACUUGGAACAGAAGUUACAUUGCUGAAAAAUUGCUGGGACACACCGCCCAAUCUGGCAACACUGUUUGCAUCUUAUGGACAAUGAAAAUAUAACAUUGCUAUUUGGGUGAUAUUAGUUUGUUAUUUUUUCAGAUUUUAGGGAAAAAUUAGACCAUAUUUUAAAUGUAGAAGGACCAUAUUUUAGAUCCAGAAAGUAGAUAAUAAAUAAGUAAAUGUAAAGAAAAAUGAAAUGAAGGAGUUGAAAGAAGAGAUAAGUAGAAAUGUCAAAGCACAACAAGAAUGAUUGAACAGCUCUCGUUUGACGUCAGCUUUGGAAGAAUUAGACUCAAGGUUUCCGUUGAAACGUGUUCAGGAAGAUGUUCUUUUUUAAGAAGGACUUUUCUUUGAUGGUAGUACUUGUCAGUUGCGCUGAUUGGUCAGAGCGUUGGCCUAUACGCACAGACACGGUUUGAAAGACAACGGGUUGUUCUCAUCAACAAUCUUCGGAUGUAUCAUUCUUCGGGGCCAGACUAAAUUACACAUCCAAUCUCACACUUAGUCUGGUUUAUCAGACUAAACUUUUAUUGCAUUAUUUUCUUUGUUUCUCCAUAAUGCAAUAAAAGUUAACUAUUGCAUUCGACAUUACGGUGUGCAAGUUUUCCUUGUCUGCAUCUAAAUUAGACUUGCACCAUUUCAUCUUGCGCAUUGUGUGUUAAAUGUCCUAGUGCUAUCUUUCUGGAAAUUCAUAGCUUAACAAAGCUCUGUAUGAACAUUUCAGUUAAUUCCCAUACAUUCCUGUGCAAAGUUUCCCAUUUGAAAAUUCCCUUUUCAACCCUAUUUGUACUCUUAUCUGGCUGAGAACAUUCGUCUAGUUUCAGGGGUUGUAAUGUGCAUGAGCAUGUACAUGACUUGCACAAUCAUGAGGUUUCAUUUUAACUUAACUGUCAGGAAUGAUCAAUGUGAAUAGGAUGCUCUUUGUACACUGUACAUUGCCAGGAAAUAUAGCUAUUGCAUUAACUUUGAUUAUUCUGGUCAAUGUAUUGUGGGAAAAAUGUACCAUUUUGUUAUGUCAUUUGGUAAUGGACAAAACAGCAUGUUUGUUGUAUUGUGCAAGUGUUUGUAAAAAAAAAGUUGACAUUCCAUGGACUCUGACUUAACAUAUUUAUUGAUCAUUGACACUGCCAUUCAUGCUCCAUAAAUAUUUUGUAAAUAUACUGUAAUUUAUUAAACAUGAAGUUGAUGUAAA